Drosophila innubila is the source of this 4349-nucleotide messenger RNA. RefSeq names its product prominin-like protein. Lineage: Eukaryota; Metazoa; Arthropoda; Insecta; Diptera; Drosophilidae. Gene Ontology annotation, cellular component: membrane. Bases 246 to 3224 code for a protein of 992 amino acids. The transcript is spliced from 15 exons. The record is from RefSeq and is a predicted model, not a curated record.
AGUUGUUGUAUCAACGUACGCGCGUCGAGAACGUCCCGUUUGUCUUAAUUUUAAUUUUCUUAAGAAAUUCUAGUUCUUAAUUGCCCCAAUAAUAAAAAGUUUAGUGACGCGGGAAAUGGAUGCGCACUCCGGCGAUAAGAGGAGCCAAAGCCGGAGCCAAGCGUGUUAGGAGCAGCAUUUAAUCGAGCACAGGAGGACGGCACCAUUUAUUGUUGGACAGCUACAGAGAAUAGCUUCAGAACAGAAUGACAGCCGAUUACCUCAAGUCAAAGGCGACGCGCCACAAAAAUAGCGGCGUUAAGCGACGCCAUCGGCAAAUUGCCUAUCUGGCCAUAUGCAGUCUCAGCGUGAUAAUAUUUGGCUUUGCCUUGGCCACAUUAAUAAGGCCAGCUCACGCAGAUGAAGGCAACGCAGACAGUGCCGUGGUGUGGCGCGAGGGAUAUGAUGGAUUCGGCACCACCCACGAGAAGAAUAAUCAGCCACAUUAUCCCAAUACUGAAUACACACCUUACAAGCAAACAUCUAACUAUACCAAAGCGCCCAAGCCCUACUCGCAGGCCAUGGAUCCCGUCUUCAAUUUUACUCACUUGGUCUUUGAUAAACUUCUAGCUCGUAAAUCCGCAUUGCCACCUGGAUAUAUUGUGGUUAAGAACCAGAACACUCUUAGCCUGGGACCCAAGGUGGAGGAGAAUGAUUGGCGUGAUCUCGUGGCGCAUUACUGGAUAGUUCUCAUCUGGGUAUUUGUCCUACUGCUUCUCGUAAUUAUCAUACCCUUCAUAUCUGUUUGCUAUUGUUGCUUUUGUUGCUGCCGCAAUUGCAAAGAAGGAUGUCCACCCUGCGAUAGUGAAAAGGAUGCACGCAGACGUUGCUGCUACGGAAUGAUGAUGUUACUCUUAGUCAUUGGUCUGCUUUUUGGCGUCAUUAUUGCAUUUGUGACCAAUAAAAUGUUGGAUAAUGGCUUCGACGAUACAACUGCAACCAUGCGACGUGGCAGCGAUGACACUUGCACCUUCCUCAAGGAUGUAUCCGACAACAUUCAUCAUCUGUUUGUUAAGAACUAUGAUGAGUUAAAUACAAAUCUGCAAGACAUCUUGAAACAUGUACAUAGACACAUAUUCUUGGACGUAAUGGACACUUCGGAAAUUAAGAAGCUUUAUGAAAUGGAGCGUAUAUUCAACAAUACACCACAAGUUGUGAAAUUAUUUUUAACUUUACAAAAACUGGACAAGGAACUACGUUUUAAUGCUGCUCAACUGCGAGAUUUGCUGCGAGGCGUAAAGCGCGAUGUAAACUAUGCUUGUACAGUGCUCUGCGGCAGCCGGGAAUGUCUACAGUUUUUAAAGACAACGGAGAUUGAAUUUCUUGACAGCUCAAAAUGUCUACACUUGGAUAUGCUACCGAAUACUACCUCGUUUUUGAUUGCCAGUCGGGAUAUCGUUGAUCAAAAUAUUUCCGUAAUUCCCAAAAAUGGCAUAAGACGAGUUGAAGAGAUUGGCAAACAGAUUAAGCGAGCUAUAGAUCCUCUUACUCCCAAGAUAAUUUCGGAUAUUCAAAAGGGAAGAGAUCUAUUCCGCGAACAGGCAAACAGCAUUCGCAGCAUUAUCGAUGCGGUGAUCACAGAUAUCCAUUCGAAUACAGUGAAGUCGACCAAGACAUUCGACGAUGUCUACGAAAAGUUUGGCAUGGAUCGAAGCAUCGUUAGUGUCAUUGUCUGCGUAUUCCUAUUGGUCAUUCUAUUUAUACUGACUGUAUCUAUGAUCUGUGGCUGCUGCGGACGUCGCCGGCGUGGAUAUCGUGAUGACUGUUGCAGCAAAGGAACAGGAGCAACUUGUCUCUUGUUUGCCAUCUUGUUAAUAUUCUGCGUAUUCUCAGUGACUAUUCUGAUUGGACUCUUCUACUUUAUUAUGGGCAUGAUAACCUAUCAAGGUGCCUGUGCUCCUUUGAGGGAUCAGGAUAAGAAUGAGCUAUUCCGUCAGAUAGAUUCAGUUAUUGAUCUCAAUCGCUAUUUGCCUCACAGCGAACGUCAAUCCGACUCACCGCUGCCGCCUCUUCGCAUGUCAAGUGCAAUUAAGGCUUGUCAAGCCGAUCAAUCGAUCUUUGAGCUAUUGCAAAAGAAUAGUUUGUACGAUAUUAAUGAUCUAAUACGUAUUAAGGUUCUACGCGACCCUCCAGAUACGAAAGUGCCAAUAUUUAGAGCGGAUUACAACGGUUUUAGCGUAUUCACGAAUGAAGAGAAAGAAGAAUUCGGACGAGCAAGUGAUGGCAACCUAUCGAAAUACCAUGGCUCUUUGUAUUCAAAGAACUUAUGCUUGAAGAUAACUCCCGUUGAUCUACCCACAAUGGCCAAUCAGUUGAGGGAUCUACGUUCCAGUCUAUGGAGUCAAUGGGGUAUUUAUGAUUGGGCCAGAACUGCACUGGAAAACGAGGCCUUCAAUCUAGAAAAAAUCAAUGAUGAAUUUUAUAUAAAAAUCACCACGGGUAUCAAACAAAUAUCCGAGACUGUAUCUAAGAUCGAUAAAUUGAUACUGUACAAUAACUUGCCCUAUGGAGAUUCCAUUCAGGCCCUGCUUCAAACUGCAGAUCGUGCCGAGAACUUUUUAAAACAGCGCGGACAGUCAUACGUAAAUAGAUUAAUUGACAAUGCUACCAAAACGGUUGAGGAUCAGAUUGACAAAUAUGUCCAAAUGGUGAUUAGGGAGUGUAACAAAAACGUUGGCAAAUGUGCUCCACUUGCCUAUAUCUAUGAUACUGGUGUAGAUUUAAUCUGCAAACGCCUGGUCGAUCCAAUGAAUGGUUUCUGGGUAGGAGUUCUGCUCUGUGGAUUGCUCUUCCUUCCCAUACUCUUUGUGGCUCAUCGCUUGUUGUGCUUGUACAGAAAAAUCGAUCCGUAUUCGGCGCCAGCUGUUGGCAUUGUUGAGGGCGGCAGCGACUACUUGUACGAUGCCUAUAGCGAACGUGAGCGUGAGCACGAGCAUGUGCCAUUGGCCAAUGUGCCAAAGAAGCGUCGCAAGGCCUACGAGCGUCGACGGGAACAGCAGGACUAUUAUGAGGAUGCAUCGCCGGGCGUAUCGCGUAAUUCCCGUGGAGGCGGUGGUGUUGCUAAUGGCGGUGGAGAUGCCGCCGCUGGCAGCAGCAACAUGCGCUAUAACGAUGUGGCACCGACCGCUAAAAUUGUGGCUAAAGACACAAGGCCAAAAGCACUGGCGGCAGAUGGUUUCUUUUAGGCAUUAAAAUCCCGAAGUGCAAAUGGUUUUUGGCAUUGGGAUCAUGAACCACCGCGUUACCACAAUCCGCCCGUAGCGCCGCCAUCAUCUGAAUAUGAACGCCCACCGCCAUACUAUUAUCCAGGUGCCUCCGACCAGGAUUAAGAACGUGAUGCGUAUGUGGACAUUUGUUGAAAUGGCUUUAAAAUGAAAUGGCAAGAAUAUGGAAGAGAUGAACGGAAAAAGGAUAAACAACACCAGAUGAAUUUCAUUUAGAAUAUUGCAAGAGAAAACCCCCAAUUUUACUGAGACUGUAAUUUUAGUUGAAAAGUUAGGUUUUUAUUUAAAGUUAUGUAAUUUGUAUCAUCACAUGUGUUAUAAUAUUCUUUGGACUGUAUCAGACGAUCUGCCAGCAAUGCAAAAUGAUAUAUAGUAAAGAUUAGUUUUAAGCGCGGAUCAAAGCAAACGCAUAUAAAAUAUUAUUUGAAUUGUACACACACACACACACAUUGAAAAUGUUGCCAAAAGAUAUGAAAAUGAAUAGAAAGCGAUGCGAUCCGAAUCGGUUGAAAUUAAAAAGCAUAUGCACAGCUAAAGCAUUUAAUAAGUUAGUGUUAAAUGAAUACAAAUCACAAGUAUACACACACCCAAAUGAUUCUCAUUAAUUUAUUGUGCGCAGUCGUGAAUUGCAUUUUGAAACCCCAAAACAAUAAUCAAUAUUUACAAUUAAAUCUAUUUAAAUCGCAUCUCAAAAUUAAAUGGGACGAAUAAUACACGUACUAGAUAUAUUUGUAUCUGUAUUGAAAACCAGAACUGCCAUUUUAAUUUAGACUAUCUGAUGAGCAGCUGCAAGUUUUUCGAUUCAUUUUGGUAGACAAGUGUAUUUAUUUUCAAAGAAACUAAACACACACAAUAACAAGAAGAAACACUUCCUUAAAACUAAAAGAAAAAAGAAAAUGACGCACUUUAUAAUACGUACGAAUACUUUAAAAAUCUGUCAUAGUUUAGUAAGUGAAAUUUCAACUAAAAAACAAAACAACAAAAAAUGAAAAAUUUGAAGGAGCCUACAUAAACGUGUUUCAAAUUGUAUUCUACGAGUAUGUCUUCAAUUUCAGGGCAAACUGCAAGUAGCCAAAAUAAAAAAAA